Molecule: messenger RNA, 204 nt
Organism: Prunus armeniaca (apricot)
Lineage: Eukaryota; Viridiplantae; Streptophyta; Magnoliopsida; Rosales; Rosaceae
Source: the annotation of a GenBank genome assembly
AUGGGGUGGCUUCAGUCCCUCGUCUCCCCACUGAAGAAGCUCUGGGAUCGUCUACACUCGACCCACAGAAAGCGUAGAGGGAUAUAUAUCUUGUACAAGGAUGUGAGAUCCUGUCCAUGCGAAGAUGUGCAUGUCCUCUGGUCCAUACUGGUUGAAUCACACACUGCACCACCACCAGCUGCUGCAGCAUUGCCAUCAAAAUGA